AUAGGCAUCAGCCGAUUUUAAACCGCACACAUUAAUACGUUUAAUGGACGAACAACUAAAAUCAGAAAUGUUUAGAGUGGUAUUCUUGUAAUCUAGGAAUAUGGACAGAGGCGGUAAAAUAGAAUGUCCUGCCUUAUACUUCAAUGAUGAAGAUGAUUCGAUGUUCGGAAUUCUCAGUGUUUACCGUCGAUCAACUUUACAUACCAGUCAUUCAGUGGAGUUGGAUAACGAGACGAAGACGAAAACUUCUCAAAUACAAGACAAGGAUGUGUCGAAGACAAAGUCACGUGUUCAGCCGAGAGCUGUCGACAUGUUGUAUCACAAAAUGUUAAGAAAUCUGUCAAGUGGCGAUGAUCCCAAAAGAAAAUAUUCUCCAAUAAAGUUAAUAGACUCAGGAACUUUUGGUCACGUGAUUCUAGCCAAAACGAAACAGAACGGUUGUAUGGUUGCCAUCAAGAUAUUAGAGGUUAAAAAACAGCCAUUUAAUGUGUUGGCAAACGAGGUGACCAUAAUGAAGAAGAUCUACCAUGAUAAUGUUGUCACCGCUCUAGAUGCGAUUUAUGUUGAAGCUGUAAAGAAAUUCUGGCUUGUCAUGGAAUACGUGAAUGGUAGUUCGCUAAAGAAGAUUAUAAGAAAUGUAGCGUUAGAAGAAGGACAUAUUUGUUUCAUAUCUAGUCAAUGUGUGAAAGGUUUGGACUAUCUCCAUAAAGAGAACAUAGUUCAUAGAGAUAUCAAAAGCAGCAAUGUGUUAGUUGAUAUAUAUGGGAGAGUAAAGAUAACGGAUUUUGGUACCAGCUACAUUCAUGAUAAAAAUGCCAAGAAGAACGAACUGGUUGGCUCACCGUGCUUUAUGGCACCGGAAGUGGUGGCAAGGUAUGUAUGAAAUACAUUUUAUAUACAGUCUUCCAUUUCUUUCUUACACUUAAAUAAAUUCACUUGGCAUGUAACUACAUGACAUUGAUAAAAUAUUUUUAAAAUACUUUUGGGCAAACUUUUCAAACAUUUUCCUU
Ruditapes philippinarum (Manila clam) is the source of this 1010-nucleotide messenger RNA. RefSeq names its product serine/threonine-protein kinase PAK 1-like. Gene Ontology annotation, cellular component: cytoplasm. The record is from RefSeq and is a predicted model, not a curated record. NCBI's taxonomy places the organism in Eukaryota, Metazoa, Mollusca, Bivalvia, Venerida, Veneridae. Gene Ontology annotation, molecular function: ATP binding; protein serine/threonine kinase activity. Gene Ontology annotation, biological process: regulation of MAPK cascade; intracellular signal transduction; protein phosphorylation. The coding region runs from base 101 to 883 and encodes 260 amino acids. The transcript has 6 exons.